CUGGCACCGUUGGAGUGGCCAGACACGUGCGGGCGGCGGCAGGUUGUAAGCAGCCCCGCCAUGGACGUGUAUCGCAAUAUUUGGUCCUGGUGUGACAAGGCGCAGCUGGAGAGACACGGCCAGCUCAUCAGCGACGCCGUACUGAACCAAGGCGUCUUCCAGAACAGUUCACAAUGGCCCUUCAAGAACCAUAUCGGGGAGGUCAACAAUCUUCUCAACAACAACAAGACGAGGGACCGAGGGCUGCGGUCGCUGGCGGACAUGCUGCCCCAUUGUGCCCAGCAGUUCCUGUCGGCGCAGAGCGAGCGAUGGUUCAGGUUCUGCUGUGAUGCUGUGAAGGUCGGGAAGAAUGGAAGGCAAGGAGUCCAGGCCUGCCAGCUGCUGUCGGGCCUGCUUCGUGACCUGCCCAGCCUGCCCGAACUUCAGCGCUGUGUGACCGCCAAGACUUCGGCCGCCAUUGUCCUGAACUUGGCGGCUGCGGAUCCUCAGGCUAACCCGGCAGCCCUGGAGUGUCUGUACCAGUAUGUCCGAGCAGCGCCGGGCCCCUGUCUGCAGCACAAGAACGAGAUAGAGGAGCGCAUGUUACACCAUCUCGACCACCCUGCGAGCCCCGCCAGUCUAGGAGGGGGCGUGGCGCGGCUGGCGGGGAGGGUGUUCGCCGCCCUGCCGCUGCCUGGGGUUGGUGGCGGCAAUGUGGCGCAAAGCAGAGCCGACGCAGUGGGGCGGCGGCUGGGUCUUCUCUUAGCUCUGGCGCACUCGCUGAUGGACACUUUGCUGGAUGGGGUGCUGGAGAAGGAGUCCUUCCCACACCCCCGCGAGCACGGCAGCCUCAAAGUCCGGCCGGUCGAGGACAUGACGCCGGCCCCCAUGAUGGCCCGGCUGCUGGCCAUCACGCGCCUCAUCAACACCCUCGUCUUCAUCGCCGAGAUGGUCACCGACGACGCCAACCCUGCCAUCACCGUCGCACCGAACCAUCUACUCAGUGUGGUGGUUAGGCUGCUGCAGGUGGAGUUGUUGGUCCUUAAUCGCUACAAGAGCCAGGAACACAAGCUGGUGGCCUUCUUCCUGCCCUCCCUCCACAACCAGGCCCUGCUUCUCCUCAGGGACAUGAUCAGCAGCCUCGGAGACGGCAUCGAGAGUUACCACAACAUCCUCGGCGAUCUCCUCACCUCUGUCCUCCGCUCAUACAAGUUCACCAAGGAGAAGAAGGAGGAGCAGCCGCCAUGGUGCAGCGGCGGCCUGCAGACGAGGGUGCUCAGCUAUGGGGUGCUGGCGGAGCUGCUCAAAGCCUCCCGGGGCCGCCACACCCCUCCCGGCGGCCUGGUGGCGAUGGUGGUUCAGGAUGCCAGCCCUCAGGAGCAUAGCGUGAAGCUGCAGAAGGGCCUAGCGAGCCUCACCCUACACAAGAGCUCCGGCAAGAAGAAGGGGUACACCGUCACCUCCGAGGGCAGCGGCGGCGGCUACCCCGGACCCGUGCCGCGACCGGGGAGCUUCGGCAGACUGGCUAGGGCGGCUCUAGUGGCGGCCGAGAUGAUGUUUACCCACUCGGCUCAUUCCAUGCACUUUGAGGACCAUCAGCGCCUCCAGACUGGCAUCCUGACCAUAGCCGAGGGUGUGUUGGGUGCGUCGCAGCUCCCCGCCAUAUACAGGGAUGCGAGGGUGAGGGUGCAGCUCUUCCACACCCUGGCCGCCCUCUCUGCCGCACCUCACCCGCGCAGCCCCCCGCCGUAUCCCCUGCUCACCCACCUCCUCCACACGGGUGCCAUGGAUGAGGAUGUGCAGGUAGCGUCGGCCUGCCAGAUGACAUUAUGUUCCUUGGGUGUGGUCGUGUCCAACCCCAGAGUGGAGGCGGCGGCGCAGGCCAUCCGACAGCACCAGACCAGCGGAAGGCCCCGGGAUGAAGAGGAGGAUGAAGAAGUGGAUAUGAUAAUUGAGCAACUGCAGGAGGAAGAGGAGGAAGAAGAGGAGGAGGAGGAGGAAGAGCCUGUACAGAAUAACAAGAUACCGGAAGAGGCAGAAAAGGAGGAGGAAGAGGAGGAAGUGGAGGAGGAGGAAGAAGAAGAAGGGAGGUCAAAGGAAUGGGAGACUGAAGAUAGUUUUGACUCCUUACAUGAUGAAGAGGAAGAGGAUGAUAAAAUUGAUAAAGGAAAGGAGAAGGAGGGAAAGAAGAAUGGGAGAGCCAAGAAUGGAGGAAGCAGAAGAGAGGAAGAGAAGAGGAUAGGAAAAACAAGCCACAGAAAGAAUGAAGGAAUAGAAGACGAUGAUAAAAAAGGAGAGAAAGAGGAAACAGAGAAAGGAGGCAACAAAAGAGGAGAUAAGGAGAUAGAGAUAAUAAGCAAUGGAGAAACACAAACAAAAAAUACCAAGAGGAAAACAGAGAACAGACAGAGAACGAAGAAGAAGAAGGGAAUGGAAGAGGAGGAGGAAGAGGUCAAGAGAAAUGGGGUCGUCGAGAGUGAUACGUCGCCCGCCAAGAAGGUCAAACUGAGUGCCAACCAGCAGGGGAGUGAGAAGGAGGGCAGCGGUGAACUGACAGUGGAUGAGAUGCUGCAGGACUUCGUGGAGGGGUAGAACACCAUCGCCUGCCUUCUUCAGCACCUCCACCACUGUUGCCUUCCCGUUCAUUUAUUGAGAAUGAUGCGGAUUGCCUCGAGGAUAACACACACACGAGCUGAGCAGAACAAUACGAGUUGUUUCCAUAAAGUUGAAUCUUCAAUAAAAUCAGUCCCAGGUU
Eriocheir sinensis (Chinese mitten crab) is the source of this 2734-nucleotide messenger RNA. RefSeq names its product proline-, glutamic acid- and leucine-rich protein 1-like. Bases 61 to 2571 code for a protein of 836 amino acids. Gene Ontology annotation, biological process: rRNA processing. Gene Ontology annotation, cellular component: nucleus. The transcript is spliced from 15 exons. The record is from RefSeq and is a predicted model, not a curated record. NCBI's taxonomy places the organism in Eukaryota, Metazoa, Arthropoda, Malacostraca, Decapoda, Varunidae.